AUGGCAAACACCGCGGAUCUGUCGCCCAUAUGGCGCUCCUUGCCGUACGAUCUGGUACAGGAAAUCAUUAACCACUUUACUGACGAUGUCAUUGCCUCCUGCGACUACGGGGACGACCAUGCCGAUGGGCAAAUGCUUGACCCCGGGUUUCCUGGCCGGGUGUAUCGAUACUGGCAAACCUUCCGCCAAGACAGGCUCUUCAAAUCCCAGAGGCGGCGCCUCGAACGGCACUUU
Molecule: messenger RNA, 234 nt
Organism: Neurospora tetraspora
Lineage: Eukaryota; Fungi; Ascomycota; Sordariomycetes; Sordariales; Sordariaceae
Exons: 1
Source: RefSeq, a predicted model, not a curated record